Molecule: messenger RNA, 2217 nt
Organism: Mizuhopecten yessoensis (Yesso scallop)
Lineage: Eukaryota; Metazoa; Mollusca; Bivalvia; Pectinida; Pectinidae
Product: WD repeat-containing protein 38-like
Exons: 10
Coding region: 172-1245 (357 amino acids)
Molecular function (GO): protein binding
Source: RefSeq, a predicted model, not a curated record
GAAUCUUCAACGUUUACAUGCAGGCAAGGUGACGAGUUGAUGCGAGUUGUGCUCUGAAGCAAUAAACGGGAAAUUGUGGGAGUUAAAACUUAAACAUAUCGAAGGUAAUUAAGUGGACAGAGUUAUUAAAUAUAUUCGUCGGCGGUCAUUGACCGACACUGAAGAAAAGGCAUGCAGCAACGAGUCGAAAGGCCGCGAAGCGGAAUGUCAACAACUUCAGGUUACGGAGACCAUGCCCAGCAGACUAAAGGCGGUCCUUUCAUUGACGGCAAUCUCAAGCUGCUGGAUACAAUUGAUUGUCCCAGUGACGUGCUUUGUUGUCGUUUUAAUCAUGAUGGGUCACUGCUGGCUGUUGGUUUCACGGAUGGCACAAUCAGAAUAUAUGAGGCAACACACCACAGACUAUUAUAUAGCCUGGCUGAUGAGGAUACACAGAAGAUACGCCUCCCGGUCACACAGAUACGAUUCAGGAUAUUUGGAGACAGUGACAAAAUUGAAUAUCAAAAUAUGCUCAUAGCUACAUAUGCCUCUGGCGAUGUAAAGGUCUGGCACUACACAUCCCAGUCAUGCCUACACACCAUACACGAGGUACGACAGACCUUAGCCCUCGCUAUCAGUCCACUAGGGCGACGCUUUGUUACUGCUGGAGCCGACGAACAGAUCCACGUGUACGAUGAGGAAACCAAAACGAAAAUCAACACUCUCCAAGCAAGUGACUCAAACAGACUUAUGGAUGGACAUAGAGAACGAGUUUUCUCAGCUAUAUACCAUCCAACUACUCCCCAUGUAUUUAUCACUGGAGGCUGGGACGACACAAUACAGUACUGGGAUGAUAGAGAACGACACUCAGUCAGACAUUUCCACGGCCCACAUAUUUGUGGAGAUUCCCUGGACAUUGACGCAGAGCACAAUCACAUCCUGACUGGUUCCUGGCGGAAGGACAAUGCUCUACAGAUUUGGGACUUUCCUUUAGGGAAAUUUAUUAAGGAUGUGCCCCCAGAGCCAUUAAAUGCCAGUCUGGUGAACUGCUGCCAGUGGCUGGGAAAGGACAGUAUUAUAGCUGGUGGGUCACUGAUGCAUAUGGCCAGAAUUAUUGACCGCGGCACACUGAACACGACUGGUCAGUUUGUGGAGCUGCCCCAGGGGGUGUACUGUGUGGACAAUGACCGUCAGGGUCUUCACCCAAAGAUCGCAAUGGGCUGCAGUCACUAUAUCUAUUUUCUCCGUGGAGAGAAGAAAAAUUAAACCAUGACACUGUAAUUUGUCUGCUGUGUAUGUCCUAAUGAAGUUGCCAUAGUUAUCAGUGAGGGUGCUUUUAGGAAAGCGCAGUAACUGUUUGGAAACAUUCAAGAGUUCUGACAGGUUUUCAUUUUAGACUCAAAUGAGUUUUAGAUAAAAAUACAAAAAGUGAAAAUGUGUUUCUAAAUUUCGAUAAAGAACAGAUUUUGUUAGAAAUAAUUAAAGUUACCAGAAAAGGUGCAACAAAAAUAACUGUCUCUUUAUUAAAGACAUAUACAGUUUCUAACUUGUCUGAAAACCUGAACUUUGGACAGCAGAGUUCUCCGUCUCAUUUGAUUUGUGAUUUAUAUUAUAUUUAGUGUUUUCAAUCAAUCUAUUUAAGUUUGCUUAUGGAAACUGCUCUUUUGAUAGAGCUUUCAUUACCUUAGUGAAAUAUUUAUUUCUGUAGCUGAAUUGUGACAGGAAUUCGACCAAUGAAACACAAGUAUCCAUCAUACCAAGGGUACACCUGCUCAUUACAUUGUUAUUCCAUUGGUUGAGUUCAAUUCGUGUACAGUACUAAUUUGAGAAAUAUUUUAAAAUCUUUUAUUUUAUUUUGUGCCAUUGUGUUGUGAAUGACAAGAACACUGUUAUAAGUUCAUUAACCAUGCAUUCCAUGUGUCAGGUCGUCUAAUUAUUUAUGAUCUUAACAUGAACAUGAUAUGUGAUAAAACUAGCUUUAACUUACAAUGCAAGACAAUGUGUUGGACCAAAUAGAGCUCGCCUGUCCUUUCAUGAAGGGAUAUCCAUAAAUACUCUUGAAAUUUGAUCAUUUGAUAAUUGGCAGCACAAUUUUCUUAUUUGUUCCAUCCUCUUUUAGUGCACUCUUAAAAAUUUUAAGGCAUCUAAAUUUUAUGUUUAAGAAAUAUUUUUGAGAUAAGAUAAGGUAAAUUUUAUGAUGAAGAAAUAUUUUUGAGAUAAGAAAAGGUAAAUUUUAUG